Fusarium odoratissimum NRRL 54006 is the source of this 1172-nucleotide messenger RNA. RefSeq lists its product as uncharacterized. The transcript is spliced from 4 exons. Gene Ontology annotation, molecular function: DNA-binding transcription factor activity; transcription cis-regulatory region binding. Gene Ontology annotation, biological process: positive regulation of transcription by RNA polymerase II. The record is from RefSeq and is a predicted model, not a curated record. Bases 22 to 1095 code for a protein of 357 amino acids. Gene Ontology annotation, cellular component: nucleus. Lineage: Eukaryota; Fungi; Ascomycota; Sordariomycetes; Hypocreales; Nectriaceae.
GAGAACCACGAAGUAAGAUUGAUGCAAUAUUAUUUAACUUACAUGUGUACAUGGUUCGAUCUCUGCGAUUCCAGCCGCCACUUUGCCAACAUUGUCCCCCCUCGAGCAGCAUCUUGCCCGACUCUCCUGAAUGCUAUCUUUGCCCUGUCCUCCAGACAUCUCAGCCUCAACGCGCAAUAUGACCCCUACGCCUCUGAUCGGUACCAUCAAGCGUGUCUCAAACACUUGACAACAAUCUCAAACGACUCCUCCGCCCUCAACGAUGACAAUCUGCUAGCAGCGACUAUUCUUCUUCGAACUCUCGAAGAACUCGACGUUCCCCUUAUCGGCACCGAUCACGAAGGUCACCUGUUAGGAAUACAGCUAUUCAUGAACACUUGUGACUCUACAACAACGCCUAGUAGCCUCCGCUUAGCCUCCUUCUGGAUUGGCAUGAGACAAGAGGUAACGAUGAGCUUCGCGAGCCAAAGGCCUGUCAAGAUCAGGCUCGACCAUGGUUUCAUGGAUCGGUCUCUCUCUGAAGCCGACGAUGAUACAUGGGCAAAUCGCAUCAUUGUUCAUAGUGCAGAUGUUAUAAACUACUGUUUUGGAAAUAACGGUCCAAAUAGACACCACUACCAAGAGCUGGUUGACUAUGAUCAAGCUUGGCUACGAGCCCGGCCAGUGUCAUGGCUGCCUAUUGCCUAUAGUGCUUCGGACGAGAGCUUGGGCGAAGCCUUUCCACAUAUCAUUUAUUUAAACCACGCUGUUGUCAUCGGCCAAGUUCAUAGCAUAUUUGCUCGCAUUCUCCUCAUGUGCCAUGAUGACCGGGUACCACGAAUUGGACCAGCUGCUCAGCUAGCUCGGAAGCAAAUCGACGACGAUAUCCGAACCCAAGUCCGAGAGCUUUGCGGAAUAGCUCUCUCGAAUCCCUCCACAAGACCCGCCACGUUUACGGCCUGCAUGGGGGUGACGGCAUGUGGAGAUCGAUUUACCGAGAGACGGGACCAGGAAGCGUUAUUGGAUGUGUUGAUGUUGACCCAGAAUACCCAUUCCUGGCCCACUGCUUCAGCACAGGACCAUUUGAAGAAAGCAUGGGGCUGGGUGGAUUUAUGAUCCAUUCAACCUUGAAAAAGUACUGGUAUUAUAGCUUCAGUCAAUUUUAUCCGGUAGAAUAGUCUUUAACACAAUGG